Messenger RNA from Lachancea sp. 'fantastica', 447 nucleotides. NCBI's taxonomy places the organism in Eukaryota, Fungi, Ascomycota, Saccharomycetes, Saccharomycetales, Saccharomycetaceae. The record is from the annotation of a GenBank genome assembly.
AUGCUUUCCUUCCAGCAAGUCAUCAACUACACUCAGAACACCUUGAGUUCUAUGCCUCCGGGCUACUUGCCCAAAUGGCUUCUGUUCAUCUCUGUUGUAUCUGCUUUCAACUCAGUCCAAACCUACAUUUCUGGCUUGGAAUUGACUCGCAGAGUUUACGAACGUAAGCCUCAAGAAACCACCAAGCUCAGUGCUAGAACUUUCGGAACUUGGACCUUCAUCAGUAGUGUGAUUCGUCUGUAUGGUGCGUUGUACCUGAACGAAGAACACAUCUAUCAAUUGGUUUGUAUCUCUUAUUUGGUGGCAUUGGUUCAUUUCGGUAGUGAAUUACUGCUCUUCCGCACCUGCAAGAUCGGCAAGGGAUUCAUGGGUCCAUUGCUGGUGUCCACUACUUCUUUGACCUGGAUGUACUUGCAAAAGGAGCAUUAUACAGGUAAGGCGUGGUAG